AUGUCACAACAACAACAAUUUAUGCGUCAAUAUCAUCAGCAAGAGCAUCAGCAGAUGCUGCAUCAACAGCAGCAUCAAAAUCAACAACAACAACAACAACAAUAUCAAUCACCAUCACAACUACAACAACAUCAACAACAAAACCAAAAGAAAUCUAUUGACUUAAAGAUGUUAGCCAGUUGUACACUGGAGAAUGAUCAGUUGAAGAGACUCUCAAAGGAUGACUUACGACAGAUUGACUCCUCUUUGCUCGAUAGAGAGAUCAGAACUACUCUAUUCCCUUUGUUCCAUGCCGUUCUUAAGAAUCCGCCAGAAACAUUGACUUCACAAUGGCCUCACUCUGUCGAAGGUCUGGCAGACCUCAAGCAACAAGGCAAUGCCAAGGGAUUUCUCUAUCUCUUUGAUCGCUCGGCAAAGGACUACUAUGCUAAUGAUGGAAUACGGUGGGCCAAGACAAAGACCAAUGUAAGGAUGAUCAUUUUCAACGAGGAUCAGCAAGUCUACAAGCUCAAGACCCACAAGAAGGAUGUAGGAGCUCAUGUUAUGCGUCGACAGACAUUCGGUGGUGUCUGUGACAAUGGAAUCUUUUGGAAGAAGUUUGAGUACAAGCUCAUCAAACGUGAAUACCUACUCAAAUUGGAAGAUGACGGUUCGCCCGAGUGCGCUGAAGACAACGAUAAAUCAAAGUACAGCGAACGACUAUGUGUUCAAGACUUUCCAAUACUGGUACACUACCUCACACGACCGGCGGCCGAGUCUGUAACUAUAGAGGACUCUGAUGAUCAACCAGUUAUAUCUUCAACAUCAAAACGAACCUCUCUGUCAUCUCAAAACAACAACAACCACAACAACAACAACAACAACAACAAUAACAACAUCAUUUUUGGCAACAACAACAGCAACAAUAUCAGUAGUAAUGAGACAAAGAAGAGGGAGUCACCUUUUAAUCUAUCAUCAAUAUCAUCAUCAACGAUACUCAACCUAUUCAAGAAGAAAAAGAUCGAUACAACACCUUCACAUCCCAAACAGCACAGUGUUCAUGAACACUCCUCUACUUCGUCAUCUCCCGAGUUUAUAGCACCCAGUCUCCAACAUCCAGUAGCUCAGGAUGAGUCUGCCCUGAACUCUUUCUCAUUCCUUGGCAGCAGCACUCUUGGAGCAACGUCAUCAGCGACAUCGACCACAGCAGCGUCCAACACCGACGACAACUACUUCCUCGAUUUUGCAGAUAGUGGAUGGUCCAACUAUGAGGGAAACAAUGUGGGCACAGGAAGCUCUUCUGCCGUGUUCAUAUCCCACCUGCAACAAUCAUUUCCAUAUACUUAUACUGGGAAUGGAGUUUCAUCUCCAUUAACAUUUGAUAGUGACAAUGCCAACUAUGGAGUCAAUAUCCCUCCAAUGACCUCUGUCACCACAUCAUCAUCAUCAUCAACAUCCAUACCAUCAACCACAACUACCACGACAACAACCAGUACAAACUCCAACACAACGGUACCACUGGAUAGCUACAAUGCGCAUCAACAAACCAACCAAACAUAUUUGACGCCAGUUAGCGUCGAUACACCAAGCACACCAUCAACGCCAAUCAACAUAUCACAGCCAUCGGCACCAGCUUCAAUCUCCUCAUACAGUCCCGAUACAUCACCCUCACUGGAGCAGACCAAGAUCAUAUGCCUCGUGAAUGGAUUCAAUUGUUUUGCCAAGACAUCCAAAGUGUCACCCAUUUACUACUCAUUCUGGGCAGUGUUUGAGGGAGGUAUCGAGAUACUGGCACUUCCAAUAUCACCAGAGGUACUAGAGUUCAACAGUCCAAUAUGGGGCGAUGCCGCCAUCACCCAUUUCCACAUUGUGUGCAAACAGAAUGGCUCAAAGAACAUCGUCCAACAGACCAGCUCCGUGCCCUUCUGCUUCACACCUUCUGAUCAUCGUGGGAAACUAAAGAUUGCCUUUGAUCGAUGCAAGUCUAUGCCACUUAGUAUCAUUCCAAAGUUUCGACACUCUGUCAAGCAUUUGGAUCUUUCAAACAAUGCCCUAACGUCUGUCGACUUUCUGUCAGGAUUCUAUCGUCUGGAGUCGCUGACACUGAAUAACAAUCAAUUGACAGAGCAUACAGUUUUCCCUACACUUCCAGAACUACAACAUCUCGAUCUGUCUUCCAAUCUAAUCAAUUGUCAAAAGGUGGCUCUGUUUACCGAGAGAUUGAUUCACAGUGCUCCCUAUUUGCAAAGCAUCAACCUUGUCGAUAAUGAGGAGUAUCCAUGUCCGUUCAAAGUACCUCAUCAUCACUACAACUAUAGAAUCUAUAUCAUCAGUAGAUUCUCUCAAUUGACCAAAUUGGACUUGCAGGCAGUCUCUAUUGAGGAACGGAAACAUGCACAUAAUGUUGUUGAACAAGAGGAACAAGAUCGAUAG
This is a messenger RNA of Acytostelium subglobosum LB1, 2412 nucleotides long. RefSeq lists its product as hypothetical. The transcript is spliced from 3 exons. Gene Ontology annotation, molecular function: protein binding. The coding region runs from base 1 to 2412 and encodes 803 amino acids. Lineage: Eukaryota; Evosea; Eumycetozoa; Acytosteliales; Acytosteliaceae. The record is from RefSeq and is a predicted model, not a curated record.